Molecule: messenger RNA, 4674 nt
Organism: Penicillium expansum
Lineage: Eukaryota; Fungi; Ascomycota; Eurotiomycetes; Eurotiales; Aspergillaceae
Product: ABC transporter, integral membrane type 1
Exons: 6
Coding region: 1-4674 (1557 amino acids)
Biological process (GO): transmembrane transport
Cellular component (GO): membrane
Molecular function (GO): ATP binding; ABC-type transporter activity; ATP hydrolysis activity
Source: RefSeq, a predicted model, not a curated record
AUGUCUUUCUACCCACCCGGCUGGGACUAUGACCGCCUCCUCAACGGUCCACCCGAUGACUUGCUAAGUCUCACAGAUGAACAACACAAAGCCUUGAUGAGCGGCCUCCGAGAGGCAGGCUUAUUCGAAGGGCUUCUCGCGAAAACAAGACAGCAGGACGCGGAAAAAAGAGCCGCAGAAGAAGCUGCCAAACCUCAGGAAGAACAGCUCGCCGAGCGCGAGCCCAGGGCGCCGUACAUCAGCCCGCUAAAGGUGCUCUUCCGCUGGCGCGAGCCGGAGGAGUGGUCAGACUGGGGGUAUGUGGUGUUUUGCGCGGGGCAGUACGGGGGUGAGCACGAGGAGCAAUGGGCCAAAUUCCGCCAGCGCUGGGAUUUGAUUUUCGAGCAAGAUUUUGCCGAGUAUCGCGGGUUCCAUCCCAAGUCUGAUCGCGCGAUUGAACUGUUCAAGUUUCGCUGGGUGGAGGACCCCACGCUUGAGAUGGCCGGUCCCAAGGAUAUUUCCCGUCGCUUCGAGGAGAUGAGGAAUGACCUUCCCCGAGCAUUUGCCACGACGGCAUGUUUGAUGGUGACUCCGGAGGUCAUCGACUCUGUUCUCGACUCACCCCUGCCGUCGUCGGCGCCCGAGCCCGAACGCCAGAUGCUUCCAUUUGCUAUUGCUGUGUCCGCGUGGGCUCACCGGGAACAGCCUGCGUCCUUCAAAGGCUACUUUAGAGUUGCAGUCGAGUCGCUGAUUCGCGGAUUCUACGCGAUUGUCGCCUUGGAUAUUAUGCAUCUUUCAGAACUAGUGGAACCCAUGAGAGAUGAUUAUGAUAUCUGGCUGGAUUCUGGUCGAGACGGUAUUCGGUAUCAUGAUGGCAUCCCAAACCCUCCGAAGAGACCAUGGGCUGCUCUCUUUGAAUUCGGGGAGGAAGGAGAUGGAGAUUUCGAAGGGGCUGACCCGGACAAUUGGGCCAUUUUUCUUGUGCAAGGCGUCAACGAAAUAAAUUCGCUAGCCGGAGAUGAUACCCGAAACCAAAAUCCAACCCGUGCGGUUGCGAUACACCAAAAUAUUGUAUUUGAAUCCUUUCAGCUUGGCCUCUCUCAUCAGAGAAAUUUUCCACUUCUCUGGGCCUUGCAUGGCGCGUUCAAAUUUGAAUUCUGGCUUGCGGGGAUUGCCAUGCUGUUUGCGAACCUCCUGCAAGUGAUGGCACCCUUGUUAUUGAGGUAUUUUCUCGUCAGUCUUUCAGACGAGUCGUCAUCCCACAGCAACUCCUUGAACUUUGUGGCCUUGCUCUUUACCACCCAGAUGGGGAUGAGCUUCGCUCUUGUACACUACCAUUAUCUGGGCGGAGUGGUCGGUAGCCAGGUGAAGGCUGUUCUUACUGCAAUGGUCUUUGAAAAGUCUUUGAAGCUCUCCAACAAUGAGAGUAAUGAGUGGACUGAUGGGAAGAUAUCAAACCUUAUUACAGUCGACUCGCAGCGUAUUCAGAGCGCUCUUCUAUAUGCCAACAUGAUUUGGAGCGAGCCAGUGGCCGUGGUCGUGGCAUUGACAAUCCUGUUCUAUAACCUGACCUGGAGUGCGCUGAGUGGUCUCUUACUCCUUGGAGUGGGUGCAAAAGGCUUGGAAUUCAGCAUGGGUUGGCUGAUGUCAAGACGGAUGGCAAUCAAUGCCGCGGUAGAUCUCAGAAUAUUGAGCCUUCUUGAAGGACUGCGCAAUAUGAAAUUCGUUAAGUUCCAUGCUUGGGAGCCAUACUUUCUGCGUCAAAUCUCUGAUGUCAGAGAGGCCGAGGUCCAGCAGCAACACAAGCUAUUAAGUCUUCAGAGCACGAUCAUGUCCCUAUCCACCUCGCUACCUUCAUAUGCGGCCAUGCUAUCUUUCAUUAUAUUCGCGACAAUCCAUGGCGGACUGACUGCCGCAGAGACAUUUUCCUCGCUAGCGCUGUUCAACUGUCUUCGCAAGCCUCUCAAUAUUUUGCCUAUGGUGCUUAGCCAGCUCAUCGAUGCAUGGGUAUCCCUACAGCGCAUUGAAUCAUUUUUAAUGGCGGAAGAUCAACAGAAGACAAUAGAGUGGGAUUUUAACGCCGCCAACGUCAUCGAAAUAACCAACGGAUACUUUUCCUGGAACUAUGCUGCUGAUGGCGAUAUUCCGUCUCCCACAAUUAACGAGGAGACCAGUCUGCUAUCCGUGCAUGAGGAAUCCAACAUGCCUGGCAGUAAGAUUUCCUCUUUAGCCCUAAUUAAUGUUAACUUGCAGGUCAAGCCAGGAGAGCUUAUCGCAGUUGCGGGGCCUGUAGGCGCAGGCAAGAGUGCCCUUCUUCUCGCUCUUGCCGGCCAGAUGAGUCAAACUCGAGGCCAUAUCGUACUAGGCGCUACACGAUCCUUCUGCUCCCAAGUGCCGUGGAUUGAAAGUGGAACAGUCCAGGAGAAUAUUCUGUUUGGAAAACCUCUACUACAGCCAUGGUAUGAUGAGGUGGUGGAGGCGUGCGCUUUGAAGCCAGAUCUCAAGACAUGGGAGUAUGGCGACGCUACCUACAUUGGUGAGCAGGGUAUUACACUGUCCGGCGGUCAGAAACAGCGUCUCAGUCUUGCGCGAACAAUAUACGCAGACACCGAUCUACUCCUUCUAGAUGAUCCUCUAUCGGCUGUGGAUGCGGAUGUUGGCCAGCACAUCUUCAACAAGGCCAUUCUUGGUUUAUUGCGUGGGAAAACCUGCAUUCUGGUGACCCACCAAAGGCACAUAAUCACCCAAUGCGAUCGUAUAUUAUGGCUCGAAAAGGGCCAUAUUAAGGCUUCUGAAAGCCUGUCCAAUCCAUCGUCUGGUGAUGAAAUGCUGUCGCAUUUGAUUCCUACCCAGGAGAAUUACCAGCAAAAAAACCCGAAGAAUGCAGAGCAUGGUGGAUUGAGCAAUGAAGACCAUGAAGCAGUACAUAGUACCCAAGAUCAAAACACGGUGAUAGACAGGGAGACUCAAAAGUCGGGCAGGGUGCACGGGUCUGUUUACAAAACGUACCUUUCUGCUUCGGGCUCGAUCUUCCAUUGGCCUAUUCUAUUCUUUUUAUUGAUUGUCUCGCAGAUAGCUGGAAUCUUCACUGGCGUUUGGCUAUCAUGGUGGGUGGAUAACACCUUGGGGUGGGAUAACCGUGCUUAUAUACUUGGCUGUAUCCUCUUUGGGGUAGCCCAUAGCGUUCUCGCGUGGGUGUAUCUCCGCCAGGCUUCAUUUACCGGCUUGCGAGCCAGUGACAAUCUGUUCAAGGCAGCUCUCCAGCGUGUCUUAUAUGCGCCUAUGUCAUUUCACACUGCUAAUCCUGCUGGCCGGCUGAUGAACCUGUUCUCCAGCGAUGUGAACCAGCUGGAUAAUGGUGUUAGUGGCUCAGUCCAGGCAUUCUUCCUGCUGGUUGGCAUUGCUUUCUCCACAUUCCUACUUAUAUCUGUCCAGUUUCCUCUGUUUGUAUUAUCAUUGCCAGUGAUUGCUUUGGUCGUAUCCUAUACUUCCGCCUAUUAUCGCGCUUCGAGACAAGAGCUGAAGCGCUUUGAGACUGUUUCGCGCUCUACUGUUGCAGGAAAUACCGUCGAGUGCAUUGCAGGCCGUCAGACGAUCCGAAGCUUUGGCGUCCAACAAAAUUUCCAAAGUCGAUUGGGUGUCGCCAUCGACGAAGCCAGCAACUUUUCAUAUCUGAUGUCAGCAAGCCAGCAGUGGCUUAAUCUUCGACUGGAUACACUGGGCAAUAUUCUCAUUCUGUUUGUCGGGGCUUUGAUUGUCAUGUCUGACAACUCCAUUCCAGCAAGUAUGUCUGGGUUGUUAAUGACUUACGCCCUGGCUGUUGUGCAAAUCAUCCCUGGCAUUGUAUCCCAAACUGCCGAGAUUGAGAACUCUUUUAUCACAGUCGAGAGAAUGAUACAUUAUGGCAAUGAAAUUCCGACAGAGAUGUCUGUCUUGGCUACUGUGCCACCGUCGACUUGGCCGGAAACAGGAACCAUAACCAUGAAGAAUGUCAGCCUACGCUAUCAAAGCAAUCAUCCUCAAGCACUGCAAGAUGUCAGUCUCACAAUCAAUGAUGGAGAAAAGGUCGGCAUUAUUGGACGCACCGGUGCAGGCAAAUCCUCAAUUGUAUCCGUCCUUUUCCGACUUUUCCCCCUAGAGCAUGGCUCGGUUGUCAUUGACAACAUGGACAUUGCAAAUUUGAAUCUUCAUUCCUUGAGAUCCAAACUAGCUAUCAUCCCCCAAGACCCCACCCUCUUCCAGGGCACGGUUCGAACAAACCUGGACCCCUCUGGAGAAUACCCAGAUGAUGUUCUCUGCAAUGCACUUCGCAAAACCAACCUUUAUCCGCAAGUGCACCUUGAUCGAGAAGUUCAGCCAGACGGCAAGAACUUUUCUCUGGGUGAGCGACAGUUGCUGGCGUUGGCACGUGUUUUGGUGCGAGAUCCUCGCAUCCUCGUCUGUGACGAGGCUACUUCUGCAGUCGAUCAAGACACGGAUCGAGCAGUACAGCAGACGUUGCUAGAUGCAUUUCAGCACCGAACAGUCAUAUGCAUUGCUCAUCGACUGCAAACGAUUAUACGUUAUGACCGAAUCUGCAUGGUAGAUCAAGGCAAAGUUGUUGAUUUCCAGAGUCCACUUAGAUUGUUCGAUACAAAUGCCGAGUUCCGCCAGAUGUGUGAGCUCAAUCACAUCACCCGCAAGGACAUUGUUUAG